This is a messenger RNA of Cyprinodon tularosa, 1942 nucleotides long. It is a transcript of the gene pou4f2, whose product is annotated as POU class 4 homeobox 2. Bases 606 to 1763 code for a protein of 385 amino acids. Gene Ontology annotation, biological process: regulation of transcription by RNA polymerase II. Gene Ontology annotation, molecular function: RNA polymerase II cis-regulatory region sequence-specific DNA binding; DNA-binding transcription factor activity, RNA polymerase II-specific. The transcript is spliced from 2 exons. The record is from RefSeq and is a predicted model, not a curated record. NCBI's taxonomy places the organism in Eukaryota, Metazoa, Chordata, Actinopteri, Cyprinodontiformes, Cyprinodontidae.
GACUCAGUCUGCCCUUCGCCUCAGAGCGCAGCCAGUUUGGGUCCCCGCAGCAUUCAACCGAGUCGAAGAGGUUCAGUCACCAAGACCUUCCGCAGUUUUCCACACGGAUUUUUAAAAAAACUAAAAUUACCGAUAAAGAGCAAGAAUAGCGACUUCUAACUGCAAAUAUUUUGGAAAUCCCGAAGAGAAACUUUUGAUUUGCAGUUUUUUUUUUUUGGCAUCUGUGAGGAGGAGCUGUUUUUUUUUUACUUGUUUUUUUUUAUGUUUAAAAAAAAAAAUCACAAAAAAAAGAACCAAAACAAAAAUAAUAUUUGCCAAAAACAACCUGUCGGAGAUUGAUGGAGAAAGGCAGUUAUUUUUGAAGAUCGCGCCACAUGUCCAGAAAGGAAGGGGCUUCAGCUGCAGCGCUCCACUCAGCAGAAAUAAAUGUGACUCGGUGUCGGAACGCUUGUUUUUUGCCUGAACGUUUUUUUUUUUUUUUUUUUUAAUUAAACUCUACAGCGACUUGAGACUCCUGCCAAGCUAUUGGACUUGAACUCCGAGCCGAGGAGGCGGAGUCUUAACUUAUUAAAAAGGAACUUUCGGAGGUUCGGGCGCCAGCAAAUAUGAUGAUGAUGUCUCUGAACAGCAAGCAGGCUUUCACCAUGGCCCACACCAGCCUGCCCGAACCCAAGUACUCUCUGCACUCGUCCUCGUCCUCCACUCUGACUUCCAACGCGCCCUCGUCCUCCUGCUCGUCCUCCCGCCACAGCAGCAGCACCAUAAUCAGCAGCAGCGGCAGCAGCAGCAGCUCCGAGGUGAUGCGCAGAGCUUGUCUCCCAACCCCACCGAGCAAUAUAUUCGGAGGCUUGGAUGAGAGUUUGUUGGCCCGGGCUGAAGCUCUAGCGGCGGUGGAUAUCGUCUCGCAGACCAAGAGCCACCACCACCCUCCACAUCACAGCCCCUUCAAGCCUGACGCGACCUACCACACAAUGAACACUCUGCCCUGCACCUCCUCUUCCUCCUCAUCAUCCUCGGUGCCUAUUUCUCAUCCGUCCGCUUUGGCUGGCCACCACCAUCACCACCAUCACCACCACCAUCACCAGCCUCACCAGGCGCUGGAGGGGGACCUGCUGGACCACAUCACCCCGGGACUCGCGCUGGGAGCCAUGGCAGGGCCGGACGGCUCGGUGGUUUCCACGCCUGCGCACCCUGCCCACAUGGCUGGCAUGAACCACAUGCACCAGGCGGCCAUCAACAUGGCUCAUGCCCACGGGCUGCCGCCGCACAUGGGCAUGAACGACGUGGACGCCGAUCCCAGGGACUUGGAAGCGUUCGCGGAGAGGUUUAAGCAGAGAAGGAUCAAACUCGGGGUCACCCAGGCGGACGUGGGGUCAGCUUUAGCCAGCCUUAAGAUUCCCGGAGUGGGCUCCCUCAGCCAGAGCACCAUCUGCCGCUUCGAGUCCCUCACCUUGUCCCACAACAACAUGAUCGCUUUGAAGCCCAUCCUGCAAGCCUGGCUGGAGGAAGCCGAGAAAUCACACAGGGAGAAACUUAACAAGCCCGAGUUGUUCAACGGCGCGGAGAAGAAGAGGAAGCGCACGUCGAUAGCCGCGCCGGAGAAGCGCUCGCUUGAGGCCUACUUCGCCAUCCAACCGCGUCCCUCCUCGGAGAAAAUCGCAGCGAUUGCUGAAAAGCUGGACCUGAAAAAGAACGUGGUGCGGGUCUGGUUCUGCAACCAGCGGCAGAAACAGAAACGAAUGAAAUACUCAGCAUGCGUCUAAAAAAAAAAAAAAAAAAUCAAAAACAAGAAAAAAUAAACACACAAAAGACUUGGAACUGAUGAAAAUGAUUUGUAUUAUAUUUCCUAACUCACGCCCUCUUUUUCAAUCAUCAGACUCUUUAAAAAACGAAAAGAAAAAAAAAGAACUAAAGAGGAACAAUGACUGAAAAAAGAAAAAAC